AUGUCGUCGCCGCCGCCCCUCAACACCCCGCUGACCAAGCUGCUGGGGAUCAAAUACCCCAUCAUGCUGGCCGGCAUGGCGCGCACGUCCGGCGGCCCACUGGCGGCAGCGGUGUCGAAUGCAGGGGGGAUUGGCACGAUCGGCGGACUAGGAUACACACCGAAGCAACUACAAGAGAUCAUCGACGAAUUGAAGUCUCACCUGACAGACCCGUCGCUUCCCUUCGGCGUGGACCUCGCUCUCCCCCAGGUCGGCGGCUCCGCCCGCAAGACCAACCACGACUACACACACGGGCAACUCGACGAGCUGAUCGAGGUGACCAUCCGGAAUGGGGCCAAGAUCUUCGUCUCCGCCGUCGGUGUCCCCCCUGGGCGGACGAUCAAGAGACUGCACGAGGCGGGCGUGUUGGUGAUGAACAUGGUGGGCGCGCCCAAACACGCCGAGAAGGCCUUGAAGGCCGGCGUGGAUAUCGUGUGCGCGCAGGGCACCGAGGGCGGCGGCCAUACUGGAGACAUCGCGAACAGUAUCCUCAUCCCCGCGGUGUGUGACGUCGCGAAGAAGUACAAGUCUCCCUUGACGGGGGAGCCCGCGCUGGUGGUCGCCGCGGGCGGCAUCUAUGACGGCCGCAGCCUGGCGAGUUCAUUGAUGCAAGGCGCCGCGGGCGUAUGGGUGGGCACGAGAUUCGUCGCGGCUGAGGAGUCCGGCGCGAGUAGGCUGCACAAGGAAGCCGUGGUGACUGCCGAUUUCACCGACACGCUCCGCACGCUCGUCGUGUCGGGCCGGCCGCUGAGAGUCCGGGUCAACGAGUAUAUUGCCAAGUGGGAGGCUCAGCCGGAGAAGAUCAAGGAGCUGACCGACAAGGGCGUCGUGCCUAUGGCGCACGAUUUGGAACACCAGGAGUCAGAGGUGGAUAUGCCGUUCCUGAUGGGUCAGGUCAGCGGGAUUAUCAAGGAUAUCAAGCCUGCACGGGAUAUUGUGCAUGAGAUGGUCACCCAGGCGGUGGAUAUGCUACGCCUAGGAGCGACGUAUAUCGACGCAGCCGCGCCGCGGAGUAAACUAUGA
Cladophialophora yegresii CBS 114405 is the source of this 1062-nucleotide messenger RNA. RefSeq names its product oxidoreductase. The record is from RefSeq and is a predicted model, not a curated record. The coding region runs from base 1 to 1062 and encodes 353 amino acids. The transcript is spliced from 2 exons. Gene Ontology annotation, molecular function: nitronate monooxygenase activity. Lineage: Eukaryota; Fungi; Ascomycota; Eurotiomycetes; Chaetothyriales; Herpotrichiellaceae.